AUGACAAAUCAUUUGUCCAAAUAUGAAAAAUACAUUGGUGAUGCAAGAGAGAGUGUUGUAAUUGAUCUCAAAAGAAAACUUCAAUCACAACAAAAUGUGAUGACAAAAGCAACAACUUCACAACGAUCAAGUUUAUUGGCUUCAUAUAUAAUUUCUAACGAAAUAGCAAAAUCUAAAAAAUCGUUGAGUGAUGGUGAAUUUGUUCAAAACUGUGCGAUAAAAAUGGCUAAAUCAAUUAACGAAAACAAAAUUGCCAGUGAAUUUGAAAAAAUAUCACUUUCAAGACGCACAGUGACACGACGUAUAGCUGACACUGAUAGUGCCAUUCGUAAGACAUUGCAAACUAUUAUGACGGAUUGUGCAUAUUUUUCGAUUGCACUGGACGAAAGCACAGAUGUUUCAGAUGUAAGUCAACUUUUGAUAUUUGUUAGAGUUAUAUCUCCACAGUUUGAAGUGUAUGAAGAGCUAUUAGAAUUAUAUUCCUUGCAUGGAACUACCAAAGGAAGUGAUAUAUUUAAUGCAGUAAAAAAUGCGAUUGAACCAUUUGGUGGAUUCAAAAAAAUGUCAUCGAUUGUGACAGAUGGUGCCAAAGCUAUGGUUGGCAAAAAUAUUGGUUUUGUUGGUUUAUUACGCAAAUCUAACGUUAAUGUUCCUGCUAUACAUUGUAUCAUUCAUCAGGAAGCGUUGUGUGGCAAAAUAAUGAAGCUUGACGGAGUUAUGAAUACUGUAUUUAAAAUUACUAAUCUUAUUAGAGGAGGCAACCGUAGUUUAAACCACCGUAAUUUUAUUACAUAUUUGGAGGAACUUGAUUGUGAGUAUGGUGAUUUACUAUUACACACGGAUGUACGCUGGUUAAGUCGUGGAAAGUGUCUCGAACGUUUUUUUGUUUUGAGAAAAGAAAUACUUGAGUUUCUUACAACGAAUAUUAAAACUGACACUACGUAUUUGAAAAACCAAAUGGUUGAUAAACAAUUUCUAUGUUCAUUGGCAUUUUUAACUGAUAUUUCUCAACAUUUAAAUAAAUUAAAUUUACAACUUCAAGGUAAGAAACAAACAAUUUCUCAAAUUAUUGGAUUUUUAGAUGGAUUCAGAAAAAAGUUGGUAGUUUUUAAAAAUUUAGUCGUUGAAAAAAAACUAGUACAUUUUCCGUGUUGUGAAGUUAUAAAAAUAGAAUUUAACAAUGAGUUUAAUUUUGAACAAUGCAUUACCCACUUGGAUGAAUUAACUGUAGAAUUCGAAAGACGAUUUGAAGAAGUUGAACUUAUGCGCCCUCAAAUAAAUUUGUUUAAUAAUCCAAUGGUAGUUGAAAUUGAAAAGCAAGAUGCUGAACUUCAAUUAGAAUUGUGUGAGUUGCAAACAGAUCCAUCAUUAUUAUCUACAAAAGAGAUUGACAUAAGCUUUUGGAAAAAAUUACCUACUCUAAAAUAUCCACUUUUACGAGAGUUCGCAUUAAAAAUGUUAUCCAUGUUUGGAACUACUUACAUUUGUGAAUGUACAUUUUCAAACAUGAAACAUAUUAAAUCAAAACAUAGAAAUCGACUUACAGAUGAAACAUUAAGUCACCUACUUCGUGUUUCUUCGUCCGAAAUAGAAGUCGAUUUUGCCGCGUUGUCAUUAGAAGCCACACAUCCUCAAAACUCUCACUAA
Messenger RNA from Melanaphis sacchari, 1647 nucleotides. Its product is annotated as general transcription factor II-I repeat domain-containing protein 2A-like. Lineage: Eukaryota; Metazoa; Arthropoda; Insecta; Hemiptera; Aphididae. The record is from RefSeq and is a predicted model, not a curated record. The transcript has a single exon. Bases 1 to 1647 code for a protein of 548 amino acids. Gene Ontology annotation, molecular function: protein dimerization activity.